CUGACAUCCAUCGUCCCAAGCAAAAGCAGAACUGAAGUGCCACGCCUCUGCCUCUUCCUCUCUCCAAUUAUUAUUAUAUCCAUGGAAGAUUGCAGAAACCCCCAUCACCCCCCCCCCCCCUCUCUCCCAUCUCCCUCCGUACCCCCUUGCGCUCCUCGUUCCAUUUCUUUAAUUCCUUAAAUUCUGCAAUUAUUUAAUCAAGAUUGCAGAAACCCCCAUCACCCCCCCCCCCAUCUCCCUCCAUGCCCCCUCGCGCUCCUCAUUUCAUUUUUUUUAAUUCCUUAAAACUCUGCAUUUCUUUAAUCAAGAUUGCAGAAACCCCCUUCACCCCCCAUACCCCCCUCGCGCUCCUCGUUCCAUAUCCAUUCUCUUUUCCUUCACAAAUACGUUAAUCCUCACUUCAACCCAAUCCUCUCCCUCUCCGCGCUGGUUUACUUGGAAGCUUCUGUUUUGUUGCUUGCUAUGGCUUCUUUUACCUCAAUUUCUCAAUCCCACACUUAUCUCAACAAACCCAGAUGGAAAAGUCCGCACCCACCAUCACUCAGCACAGUCUUCAUCCCUUUCUCCAUUGCAAAGCCCUGCUUUGCCUCUAGGGUUUCGAUAACGAGCAAGCCCUCUACGUGUGGGGCCACGGAUAUGCCCCCGAAACUAGUGGUGGUGGUGGCCACCACGGCUGAGAAGCGUUACCCCGGUGAAGCGAAGGGGUUCGUGGAGGAGAUGAGGUUUGUGGCCAUGAAAUUGCACACCAGAGACCAGGCCAAAGAGGGUGAGAAGGAGUUGCAGGAGCAGCCCAUCGCCAAAUGGGAGCCGUCGAUCAAAGGGUACUUGAGGUUUCUUGUGGACAGCAAAUCGGUGUAUGAUAGCCUUGAAGGAAUCAUCGAUAGGGCAGCUUUUCCUUCCUACUCUGAGUUCAGAAACACAGGAUUAGAAAGGUCAGAAAAUUUGGCAAAAGAUUUGGAGUGGUUCAAAGAGCGAGGCCAUGAAAUUCCAGAACCUUCUUCUCCUGGUAUUUCUUACUCUCUUUACCUCAAAGAAUUAGCGGAGAAGGAUCCUCAGGCAUUCCUUUGCCACUUUUACAAUAUAUACUUUGGCCAUACAGCAGGUGGUCGAAUGAUUGGGAAAAAGGUGCUGAAAAAAGUACUUGACAAGAAGGAACUGGAAUUCUAUAAAUGGGAUGGUGACCUUUCUGGACUGUUGCAGAAUGUGAGGGAGAAGCUAAAUAGAGUUGCUGAAAGCUGGAGUAGAGAGGAGAAGAACCACUGUUUGGAAGAGACCGAGAAGUCAUUCAAGUACUCGGGGGACAUUCGCCGAUUAAUAUUGACAUGAUUUAUGAAUGGUGCCUUCUUUUAAAUGUUGUAUAAGAACUGGCGCAAGCCAAAACAUUCCUGCUUACAUUCUGUUUCCAUUGCAAUUAUUUUUGCGAAAAAUCAAAUUAAAACUAUCAUCAUGAAUAGGAAACUAUCAUUAUUUUAGAGAGAUUUUGAUCUCCUGAAUACAAUUGUUUUGGAGCUAUUAUUUCU
Molecule: messenger RNA, 1520 nt
Organism: Malania oleifera
Lineage: Eukaryota; Viridiplantae; Streptophyta; Magnoliopsida; Santalales; Ximeniaceae
Product: heme oxygenase 1, chloroplastic-like
Exons: 4
Coding region: 463-1326 (287 amino acids)
Biological process (GO): phytochromobilin biosynthetic process; heme oxidation
Molecular function (GO): heme oxygenase (decyclizing) activity
Source: RefSeq, a predicted model, not a curated record